AGCGCUACCUGUUGAGUGCGCAGUAAGCUGUACCGGUGUUUACAUUUAAGCUAGCAAAUGACAACCGGAGCCUCCAUUAUCAACUGCAGACUAUUAUCAUUCCUCAAAUCAAAAAUCUAAGCGACAUGAGUAAGAGUUUUGGAAAAAAUAAAUUAAACUUAAAGCUUCCACCCGGUGCGAUUGAAGUCAACAACAGUGAACCACCAGGAUCUGUAGACCCCAAUAAUGAGAAAUCUAUGCUGGAUACAAGUUUUGAGGCUUUACAAAAAAGCUUGGAAGGACUGGAACUGGAUGAUAAACAAAGGAAAAGAUUGGAAGCAUUUUUAACUCAGAAGCAGAAAGUUGGCGAAUUGGUAAAUGAAGAUCUUGAAAAUUUGGGUGAACUUGGUGCUGGAAAUGGUGGUGUUGUGACUAAAAAUCUCCAUAAACCGAGUGGAUUAAUCAUGGCUCGCAAGCUAAUUCACUUGGAAGUGAAGCCUGCUAUUCGAAAUCAGAUUAUUAGGGAGCUCAAGGUAUUGCAUGAAUGCAAUUCUCCCUAUAUUGUUGGAUUUUAUGGAGCUUUUUAUAGUGAUGGAGAAAUCAACAUAUGUAUGGAGUAUAUGGAUGGUGGCUCACUGGAUUUGGUAUUAAAAAAAGCUGGACGUAUCCCAGAGCCAAUUUUAGGGAAGGUGACUAUUGCUGUUCUGAAAGGAUUGAAUUACUUAAGAGAGAAGCACCAAAUAAUGCACCGAGAUGUGAAACCCUCAAAUAUCUUAGUGAAUUCAAGAGGAGAAAUAAAAAUUUGUGACUUUGGAGUCAGUGGUCAACUUAUUGAUUCUAUGGCAAAUUCAUUUGUUGGCACUAGGUCUUAUAUGUCGCCUGAAAGAUUGCAAGGGACUCACUAUACGGUUCAAUCUGAUAUAUGGAGUCUUGGCCUUUCAUUGGUUGAAAUGGCCAUUGGACGAUACCCUAUUCCUCCUCCUGAACCUAAGGAACUCGCUGCUAUAUUUGGUCCGAAGUAUUCUGCUAGUGCUGAUCAGAGCGAAUCACCUUCUCCCAGCUCUAAAAAUAGACCAAGUAGUUUCUACUUACCAUACGGAGAUGGUCCUCGUCUCAUGUCAAUAUUUGAACUGCUGGAUUAUAUUGUUAAUGAGCCACCACCGUCUGUACCUUCGAGUGUUUUCUCCCCUGAAUUCAAGGAUCUCGUGGACAGAUGUUUGAAGAAAAAUCCAGCUGAAAGAGCUGAUCUGAAAUUCCUAACUACGCAUGCAUUUGUAAAGCGUUCGGAAAUGGAAGAUGUGGAUUUUGCUGGUUGGGUCUGCCAAACAAUGGGUCUUGAUCCUUCAACACCUACAAAAAUAUCCCCAGAAGGGUAAAAUGUGGGGAAAAAAAUGUGUAUACAUUUUGUUUCUUUUAAGCACUUGGAUACCAAAGUCAUUGGAGGUAUUAUGAAAGAUGUACCCUCAUUGUUAUAUGUAUGCUUCCAAAAUUUUGUGUCAUAUAGUCGAUGUUUCCUUAACAUUAAAUCAAUUCUUUGCUUUUGCAAUAUGCCUAUAUCAUUAUGGUACUAUCAAUUUUGUUGUAUUUAUAAUUUUAUGUGCACCUAUUUAUUUAAAUGAAUGAAAAAUGCUUCAUUUAAACAUGCCUUGUGAUUGAUAUUUUUUCUCAACAAAGGCAGAUUUAAUAUCAUUUUUUGCCCUAUGUUUACUUUUUUCAGUAUUUUACUACUUUUAAUCAGUACUUUUAUGGUUCUGAUUCGUUAUUUCAUCUGCAUAUCUAGUCUUUAUUUUUGCAUUGUCAGCAUAUCUGUGCUCUUUAUUACAGACAAUUAACUGGAAAGUUAUUAACUUUAUUAAUUUCUUAAUUAAGAAAAUAGAUUUAUAUAAUAACAUUUUUACAUGUUUAUUCUAAAAGCCUUUUUUGUGCAUUAUUUGCAGCAUAUACAUCCUAAUAAAUUGAAUAAAAUAAGCUGAGGAUUGAAAUAAGUUACAUAAAUAGUUCUAAUGUUCUUGAUUUAUUUAGCUGUGAAAAGCUUUCUAAUUUCUUUAGACAAAUUUUACUAAUCAAUAAUAUUUUUCCCAUACCUUUUUAUAUUUGUUUCUUGGAUUAUGAUUGAUUUUUUUGGAUACAGAAAUGUUGGCAUUGCUGAUCGCAUUUCUUUUUUUUAUAUUUUAGUUCAAUAUAAUUUAUUGGUCAUUUUAGGGUUUUUCUCUCCUUUUAUAUUGUACUUUACAAACUUUAUUGAAUCUUCCACAUACUUUGUGAAAACCAAAGAUUGUCUGGUUAUUGCAUUUAUAUUUUUGUUCAAUUCAGUUUUUAUAAUUUAUUGCCUUAAUGCAAGACAAUUAUUUUUUUGCUUUAACAUUUUCCUUCUUCCAUUUUAAAAGUCUGGGGACAAUUAUAUCUUUCAUCAAAUAUUAUUAACACCUUGUUCUGAGAAGUAUAUAAAAUGGAUUAAAUGGUUGUGUCAGUGUUUCAUUGUAUCUUAUUUAAAUAGUUCCAAACCAUCUGCUUGAUUGUUGUGAAUGUCAUUGUUCCACAAUAAAACUUAAUAUUUGUGUUGUGAAUAUAUGUAUGAUAUAUAUAUGCAUAAAAAUUUUCACAUAUGUCUAUUCUUGGUGUUACUUAUAGUAGUUUUGCAUUUCUACUCUUUAUACCAAAAUUUUUGGAACCUGACACUUAUGUUUGAAUAUUUAUGUGAUAUGACAAUUUUACAUAUUUGUUAGGUGUUUGGAACUUUGUAUUUUUCUAGUGUAAAGUUUGUCUAUUACUUGUUAAUGGACUAGGACUGAUAGUCGGUGGUAUACACACAUGAAAAUUUAAUCUCUUUAAUUGGAUGGGAAUUUAUAUUUCAAGUUUGAAUUUCAUAAUUAUACUUUUUAAAAAUGUGAAUCUAUGUAUAAUUUAUUCAGUAGUAAGGUCUAAAUUUUUCUGUGUUAAGCAUUACUGUUUCUAAAAUUUUUAAUGAUUACAGGAUGUAUGUGAAUUCAAAUAUUUUUCUACUUUUAAUAUUAUGUGUAUUUUAAUUAUGCAUAUCAUGUGUGUGUUUAGGAUGCUGCGAUUUUGCAGUGCUUCUUUACAUAUGUGUUUUCAAGCCAAGCUUAUAUGUAUGUGUUACUUAUAUUUUCUAACUAAAGCAUUUAUAAAAUUGAUAGAAUAUUUAAUUUUUUUAUUUAAAUUUCAAAUAAUUUCUUAAUACUUCAUCGUUGAAAAAAAAUCUAUCAAUUAAUAUUUUUAGUUUUUUUCAGUCUAUGAAAAUAUUAGAUUUUUAUAAUGUAUAUUUUUCUAAACCUUCCCUCAUAUUUCAGUAGUCAUUUAAAAUGUGUUAGUGUUAUAUGAAUAAUACAUGGCAUUAAAAAAUCAUUUUGCAAUUUAUAUAAGCACAUUUUUAACUUGCAUUUUAGGUACAGAACUUAAUGGAAAAGGUCUGUUAAGUUCGGUUUUUGCUUUUUGUCUUGUUUGAUUCAUAAUUCAUUUUAGUUUUCAUGAACAUCCUUUAAACUUUAACUGUGAUACUGAACCAGCUUUACUUGAUUAUAUUUAUUUACAGUUUAGAAGUCAUAAAAAAAUUUUCAAUGGGUUUUAUGUUUAUAAUGAAAUUUAUUAAUAAAUAAUAAAAUUAUUACUUAAUCUUUUGCAUAAAGAAAUAAUUGAUUUUCCAUCUCUUCUUUUUGUAUCUGCAUGAUGGGAAAAUGUAUGAAAAUAUUAGCAAAACAGGCAGCUUCUGAUGUGAAGAGAUUAUGAAGUUAUAAGAAAAAAAAUUAUGGUAAAUAUUUAUAAUAUUGAAUACUUCCAAAAUUCAAUGUUGUAUAUGUUUUGUAUAAAAGCUUUUCAGAUAUUGUAUCUGCACAAUAUAUUAAGAAUAUUGCUGUUAUUAAAAAUUUUAGUUAUUGGUCUAUUUGAAAUCUAGAUUUUUAGAUAAUAUCUGCUUCUUGUUAAUGUAGUGAUUAUAUUGCACUAUAUUUUUCAUUUGUAGUUAUUGUUGUGUUAAUUAAGUGAUGACAUAUACUUUACUUGUUAUUAUAUAAUUAUUCAAUAUUACUUUUUACUAUAAUAUAUUAGUAUCCGAACUAUUGAGGAAUAGGAAUAAUUUCUUUCAGUUUAAUGCUAACUUAUUUAAGAAAUUUUCUGGCAACUUCAUAAAACACUUUCACUUAUUCUUUGUUUUAACCAAGCUAAUUACCCACAGCAGUAUGUUUAUUUUGUGUGGUUUUAAAUUGCUUAUUAUAAUUUUGCCUACUGAUUUAAUUAAAAACUGUUUUAUUUUCAAUUUUUAUAUCAUGCAUGCAGAUGAUAUUUUUAGUGUUUAAUUCAUCUUUAAGAGCUUAUUUGCAACUAAGCUCAAAUGUUAUUAUAUGUUAUGAGAGUUUAAUAUUUUUUUGGAUGCUUUUCAAAUAUGUGUGUGUAUAUAUAAGAAGCACAGUAAAUAUUUAUAUAUCAUGUGCAACUAUAUAUUCUAUGACUUCCUUUAUUACAGAGCAUUUAUUUUAAAAUUCUUAUUACACUUUAGAAUUUUUGUGUGGUUUUUUUUUUUUUAUGAUAUUAUAUCUUAAAAUGUAACUGAUUUGCACAGAAGAUAUGCAAGGAUUUAAUGUGAGCUGUAAUAUUUCUGCAAAUAUGCAUUUUGAUGUUGCAUUUUGCCCGAUACCUAAGUGUUAAUGUGUUUUCCUAACAAUACUGUGUGCCAAAUUUUUGUGUGCACCUAAAAUAAUGAAAACAAUCUUAACUUCCUAAUAACUUCCUUUUUUCUUCAUAGUGUGUCUUAAUGUAAAAUUGCACAUAAGAAUUUAAUUGCAUAAUUAUUCAAGAUUUCUUCUUCUUUAAGAAGUUUUUUCGCUGGAGUUAUUCUAAUUUUGAAUUUAUUAUCCAGUAAUGAUGAUUUUAAAGCUAAUAAUAACCAUAUUUUAAGAAAUUAAAAUUUGGUUUAUUUAUUAGCUAUUUAAUAAACUAUAUUAUUAAGGUUAAUUUUUCUUAAAGGCGUGUAAAUAUAUUUUUAGUCUGAUAACCAAUGGAAAUAUUAUUUAAAAUUCUACUUUCUUAAAGAUUAGUGUGGAUAUUUUUUUAUCAAGUGCUCUCUGUUUAUUAGCAAGAAUCUAUACAAAACAGUUUUAUUAAUUUCAACUGAAGUGACACUUUUCAUGUGGAAUAUUCCUUUUCCAUGAUUCUGUAUGCACUUCAGUGCUUUUUGACAAUCAUUUAAACAUUCCAAUUUUGCAUUUUAGUGUUCUUAUUGACAGUUAAUGAAUGAUUUAUCUUUGUGUGAUGU
Argiope bruennichi is the source of this 5245-nucleotide messenger RNA. RefSeq names its product dual specificity mitogen-activated protein kinase kinase 1-like. The record is from RefSeq and is a predicted model, not a curated record. Bases 126 to 1355 code for a protein of 409 amino acids. NCBI's taxonomy places the organism in Eukaryota, Metazoa, Arthropoda, Arachnida, Araneae, Araneidae. Gene Ontology annotation, biological process: protein phosphorylation. Gene Ontology annotation, molecular function: ATP binding; protein kinase activity. The transcript is spliced from 12 exons.